AUGGCUACACUCAAAAAUUCCCCAGCACCAGCGUCGAAGGCAAGAGGGGCCUUGACUCAUGCGUUUAUAUUCUUUACACCCGAGUUUGCACUUGAGAUGGUCGAUUUCACGCCGGAGUCUGACGUUCCAGCGUGUCUCGCCUGGUACCUCUCCGACAAGAUCAUACGUCGAGUUCGAGUUAGGCACCGAUUUGUGUCCUCGGUCGACAAGUUUGCCAAAACCAUGUCAUCGACUUUCAGCCCGUACUGUCUCGAGGGGUUCAGAGCCAACUGCCAGAAUUUCGACAGUCUCGUCGGGUCUACUGCGUCCAUGUCAGGAGCCGACGGAUGCCAAAAGCUUUCCGAAGUUUUUAUCCAGCAGCAAGACAUUUAUGAUUUGAUCCAAGGUGUCUGCUCAUCAAUUGCUCAUCAUUCCUGGGAUGCUGCCUUUGGCGCUCCGCCGCUCCGUCGACGAGGACCAAUUCCAGCAGCAAUUUCCCAGCUCGUCGGAUCGGACCAUGCUUCGAGCGCCCGACCCCAGGCGGGCGUAGAUGAUGAUGGCGGUCCGUUCAAGCAGGUAACAAUCGUCGGUAAAGGUAUCAUAGAUGCUUGGCAACGACUCCCUUUCACCCAACAGCUGGAAACCGACUGUCCUCAAAACUCCACCUGGACCCCCUCCCAACCUGGAGCAUUGUCUGUCUACCAUGGCACUUCCCACAACCCCAAGAAAGGAACGUUUAACGAGUUUCUCUCCCAGCCUCCAUUUUUGGCCUUGGAUGGGGGAUCGAGUCGUAAUCAUAUAACCCAGGGCUCGGGACAACUUCCCGUCGUCUGGACCGCUUUCAGCCCCUUGCGCGCUUUUCUCUGGGCAGUGUGGCAGGCAGAAGCUGUUGCUGCCGUGCCCAAUCCUGACGCCAAAGGCCGCCUCAACGCAGUCUGGAAAUGCGCAGGAAAGACAUAUGAAGGUGUGAUGCUACUCCAAUUUUCUGCAUCACAACCGCAGCCGCCAGGGCUCACCUCGUAUGUCAUUCCACGAGGCCGCGAGGAGGAAUGGAGCAAAACCGCAAACUCCGACCGUUACGGGUUUUCAGGUAUGAACCUAACCCAUACUCAGACGCUCUGGGCGCAGUUUUCGACGAUUCAUGGCCAGGAAAUUGGAUCCGAGUGGCCUAACUUGGUGCACGGACUGGAGUUGUGGGAUUCUCGUCAGGAUCUCAGAAAGCUCAGAGUGAAGCAAGUCUGGAGAACGGCCUGGUCUGGUGAAGGGAUUUCCAGAUUGAACGAAAACCACAAGCAAUCUCUGGCCAUUCGAUUCUACAGGGAGGCGGAAGCCGAGACAUCUUGUCCUUCUGAGAGCGAAAAAAUCGAAACGGCCAAGAGGCGGCACAGCUACAUGGGCGUCAGGAAAUUGUUCAGCAAAGGAAAGCAUCUAGUCAGUAGGUGA
Molecule: messenger RNA, 1422 nt
Organism: Drechmeria coniospora
Lineage: Eukaryota; Fungi; Ascomycota; Sordariomycetes; Hypocreales; Ophiocordycipitaceae
Exons: 1
Coding region: 1-1422 (473 amino acids)
Source: RefSeq, a predicted model, not a curated record